This is a messenger RNA of Chroicocephalus ridibundus (black-headed gull), 1983 nucleotides long. It is a transcript of the gene RCCD1, whose product is annotated as RCC1 domain containing 1. Lineage: Eukaryota; Metazoa; Chordata; Aves; Charadriiformes; Laridae. Bases 70 to 1137 code for a protein of 355 amino acids. The transcript is spliced from 7 exons. The record is from RefSeq and is a predicted model, not a curated record.
CGCCCGCUCCCGGCCCCUCCCGCCCGGCCCAGGCCCCGCCCGCCCGGCCCAGGCCCCGCCCGCCCCGCCAUGGCGGCUCCGCGCCGCGCCUGGCUCGUCUUCGGCUUCAGCACGGAGGAGGCGGCGGGGGAGCCGGGCCCGGGCCCGGGGCCGCGGCGGCUGGAGUCGGGCCCCGAGGGGAUCCGCCGCCUGUGGCCCGCCUGGAGCUACCUGGUGGUGGAGACCGGCGCGGGGCUGGAGCUGCGGAGCGCGGGGCUGCGGCGGCGGCUGCGGGGCUGGGCCGAGGCGCUGCCCUCCGAGACGCACCUGGUGCUGCGGGGCCCGGCGGGGGCGCGCGCCUGGCGGCGGGCGGCGGCGCUGCGGGGCGAGCUGCGGGGGGAGCCCGCCUGGAGCCGGGCCCUGCCGCCGGAACCCCGCCGCCCCCCGCCGCUGCCGCUGCUGCCCGGCGGCGGCUUCGCCACCCCGCGGCCGCCCUUCUUCGCCCCGCUGCCCGCGGGGGUGCGCGCCCGCCGGCUCGCCCUGGGCCACGAACACGCCCUGGCGCUGGGCGACGCCGGGCAGGUCCACGCGUGGGGCGGCGGCAGGCACGGGCAGCUCGGCCACGGGACGCUGGAGUCGGAGCUGCAGCCGCGGCUGGUGGAGGCGUUGGCGGGCGUGCCGAUGCAGGCAGUGGCGGCCGGCGGGUGGCAUUCGGCCAGCGUCAGCGAGGCCGGAGACCUCUAUGUGUGGGGCUGGAAUGAGUCGGGGCAGCUGGCUCUGCCCUCCAAGGCGCUGGCAGAAGAGCGGGCGCAGGACGGGGACGCGGGUGCAGGGGACACCACGCUGACACCCCGUCGGGAGCAGCCGGCUGCCGAGGGCACCGCAUUCAUUUCCAUCCAGGCGUUCCCGGCGUUGCUGGAUCUGCCGCAGGACCUGGAGGUCACCGAGGUCAGCUGCGGGUCCCGGCACACGGCCGUCGUCACACGAGGCGGGGAGCUCUACACCUGGGGCUGGGGUAAAUACGGGCAGCUGGGACACGGGGACAACAGCAGCUCGGACCAGCCGCGCCGCGUCGAGUACCUGGUGGCCGAGGGCUUGCAGGCGGAGGAAGUGGUGUGUGGGCCCUGGACCACCUACGUCCAUGUGCUGGAGCCAUGAGGGGCCCAAAGUCCCCCCCCCACCCCACGGUCGCUUGCGGCGAGGAAGACACGGGCGAGCUCUGCUCCUGCACGUCUGCUGGCGGGACCGGCCCUGGCCCGGCUCUGUCCCCAGGGAUGGCGCCGGGGGCCCCUCAGGCCAGGAUCAGCCGGGUUUAGCCCACGGUGAACUGAACUCAGCCCCUGGAGCUGGGCUGGUGCCUGACCCUGCCCGGGCUGCAGCUACGCAAGUGCUAAGGACAACCGAGGGAUGGGCUGAACGUAUUUAUUACAUCUGCUUUUCCAUAAGGGCUGUGGUGGUGCUUUGUGCUGCGUACAAAGGAUGUUCCUGGCCCCUCUGGAGCCCCAUCUGACCCUCCACCAGCCCCUCCAGAGCCAUUCCCGACCGUCCGCCGCUCCCCUGCCCCACCAGGUCACCCCACGCACACACCAGCAGCAGCGGCUGCAGACACGUAUAUUUAUUAUGCCCAUGAACAGUAUAGAAAGUCAUACAACAAGGGGACAGAACCUGGAGAAUAAAUAACAGCGAGUGGGGGCUGUAGUGAUAACAAGGUGCAAAUUAGACAUAAUCAGGGACAGACACAUACACACAGAGGUUUGUUAGUGAAAGUGCAAACAGGCCCCCGCGCGUGCCCAGGGCUGUCUCCCGCAGCUGAAGGAGGGGGAGGGCGGUGGGACAAGUUGCCCCCUUCACCAUGGCAGGGAAGGUGUAACGCGUGCUCGGGCUCUCCCCAGCGCAGGCUCUGCCCUCCCCGGCUCAGGGAUGGGGCAGGGGGGUGGCGGGGCCAGCAGGGCUGCAGGAGGAUGCCCGGUCAUGUUCGCUGCUCCUCCCAGGCUGCUGCUCACC